AUGACUCAAAUGUACUGAAGAUAGGCUUGGAACAUAUUUUAUUAAGCUUUAAUGAUGCGGUUGGGAUCUGUUCAUUAACUGCUUAUAGAUUUAUAACAAAUAAACCGCAAGAGAUUACUGAGUUUGAUUUAUUUUGUUAUUCAAUUUCUAUUUUGCUAUCUUUUCCCAAUCGUAAUGCAAGUUCUGGUGCUGACCUGUUUCACGGAAGGAAAAUGCUGCGAACAAAUAAUAGAGGUGCAACUGAGUUUGUUGUUGAAGGACAGCAUCUGAAUAUUAACAGCUUGAGACCAAUGAUCCCAGAAAAUAAAUACAUACAGAAAGAUAUUCCGCUAUUCCCUCACCCUGAAUUUCACGUGAAGGAUGUCUGUCACAUCACAACAUUAAAAGGCCUGAAAAGAAUAAUGAAUUCCAGUGGAUUGAAAGCAGGUAGAGGCGGUUUCAUCUGGUGGGGUCUUCACAUCGCCAAGGAGGAAAUUGCAGCUGCAAAUAAUCGCUUCCUUCGAAAGAAAUCCCUUCACCCAGAAAACCAUCAAUUCCUGAGUCAAUUCACGACAUCCCCAGUCUUCCAGGAGGGAUCUCGGUAUGGAAACUUCAAGUUCACCUUCCCCUUGGAGGAUCUCAUGCAGAUGUACCAAGAGCAGAUCUGUGGAGGAACGAUGCCUGUCCUAAGAAUCUAUAAAACCACAGUUUACAAACAGGAGAUCAUGUACUCAGUGGUUGUCCAUAGUGCAGAGGUGGAGGAGUUUGAUGGGUAUCCACGUCUUCCUGUUGAGGAUAAUGAGGGAAUAUGUGCUUAUAGAAACGGACAGAUUGUCUGGCAUGCAGAGGCAAUAUGUCAAACCCAUAGAAAUGAGCUGAUCAUCAAUGAAGACGGGACAUUUGAAACAAGACUAAUGAAUAGACAUGAGUUUUUUGUUUGGGACCAUGUGACACUGGCUUUCCAUAUACGAGACCCCCAGACACUUGAGGUAGAUGAGAGAAUACUAAAAGACAAUCUCUAUCCUUGUGAGGCUACUAACCCUUUUCUCCAAAGCAUGUUUGAGAGGUUAGAGCUACAAAAAGCAGAAGAGGUGGUUGCUUCCAUAAAGCAGAUACCUGUGCUGUGA
Molecule: messenger RNA, 1106 nt
Organism: Esox lucius (northern pike)
Lineage: Eukaryota; Metazoa; Chordata; Actinopteri; Esociformes; Esocidae
Exons: 2
Coding region: 213-1106 (297 amino acids)
Source: RefSeq, a predicted model, not a curated record